Messenger RNA from Procambarus clarkii (red swamp crayfish), 1513 nucleotides. RefSeq names its product protein dpy-30 homolog. Lineage: Eukaryota; Metazoa; Arthropoda; Malacostraca; Decapoda; Cambaridae. The record is from RefSeq and is a predicted model, not a curated record.
ACACAUUGGAUUUCUGCUAUUGUGGAAAUGCUUAACAAUUCUCUACGAGUGUCUAUGGGGCGAGACUACGCCGGAGUGUGUGAUGCUUCGAAGAAAACGCAUUAGGAAACAACAAAUGUAACUCACGAGGUUUGAAUGACUUAUCACAAGGAACUGGAGGCUUAGUCUGUGGAGGACAGUAAAGAAUGGAUUCCGAAGCAGAGUCUUCAGAUGUUGUAAGUGAUGCUGUCGAGAAAGCGAGUGGUGCUGGUGGUGAAAGCAAUGGAGAGUCAUCAGCCAAAAGGCCCAAGGUGGACAUGUCAUCAUUACCAACUCGGCAGUACCUGGAUCAGACUGUGGUGCCCAUCCUUCUGCAAGCUGUCACACAGCUGAACAAAGAAAGACCUGGAGAUCCAAUAGAGUGGCUGGCAAAUUACCUCAUCAAAAAUAAGCCUCAGUUCACCAAUGGAAGCACAUAGUUGUGCCAAAGUGAAAGACCUGCUGUAGGUCUGGGAGACGAGUUUUUCAGAUGGUAAUCCCAAGUUCAAAUCAUCUACCUAAGCAACAUUACCACUGAUAUUGUGUAUCUUAUCAAUCAAAUCUCUAACUUUUAACAUCACUCUAGUAGGCUGCUGCUCUCUGUAGUGGAAACCCCUAAAAUAAGAAAUUUACAGACUGUAGUUGAUGUAUUUAAUAUUAAACUUUGCACAGCCAUACAUGCACAACAGCAGCUAAUUUGUUUUACAUAUAAUUUGGCAUUUCUUUGAUAGAUUUAUAACUAAACUUGACAUUUAUCUAAAUGAUUCUUAAUUAUUUUCAGAAAUUAAGUAAUGCUUCAUAAUGUUUAUCCUUUUUUCACAGACUUAUUAUGUACAGUAUAUAAUUAUAAAAAAUCAUUACAUGUACUUGGUUUUACAAAGGGUUUAUUUCUAUCAGCAACAUAUAAAAUGAUUGAAGAAUGUAGAAAGUUUGAACAGACCUUUUCACUUGAAUGUUUCAUCUCAGCAUUCACAAUGCAAUUUUUACAAUUCUAGUUGUCUUACUUUUGUAUUUAUUUAAAUGUAUAAAAUAAGAUUUUCAUUUAUAUAGAUUUAAGAAUGAAUAAUAUGAAAAUAAAUCUGGUUUUGGUUAUCAACAGUAUUAGUAAUUCACUGCCUAUUUGUUAUAUUCAUGAAUAAAGAAGAGGGCCUAUCAUUCAUGUUGAAACCAGUUAUUACCUUCUUGCUUAAAUGCAUGGGUGCUAGUUUUUAUCUUUGUUUUUACUAGAGUACUCUUGUAGUAGCAAGGAUUAGCAUCUUGAAUGAUAUGGCUGGAAGUUGUAGAGAGAAUUGCUAGUGGGUGAUUAAUGUGUGUGCUGUAUUUUGAUACUGACUCAUAAUUUUUGUUUUGGAGAAAGCGUUUUGCUGGACCAUACUAUUGGUGUUAAUUUGUUGUCAUAGAGCCCUCAUCUCAUGAAUAUACUCACCUUAUACAGACUGCCCUUAUAAGUAAUGUACCUGCUCAAAGUGAUAAUAAAAGAAGUUAAUAUAUACUG